UUGAGCCCAGGCGGCUAUGCGCCCUAAUCCAAGGCGGGUGUCGCACGUUGCCUGUGCUGUGUUUGGGAUCAUUACGGCAUUGAUAUAACUGCUAUCGAGAAUAACCGCAGAAGACCAGGUAUCGGCUUUUUAUUCCCGAUGAUGGCAGGCAACUUGGGGCAAGUAACUGCUAGCUCAACAGUUUUUCUUCUCUGUGAUGUGCAAGAAAAAUUCAAGCCAGCCAUUGCACACUUUAACUGUGUUGUGCAGUCAUGUUCAAAACUUAUAACAGCUGGUCGCAUUCUGGGAGUUCCUCUGCUAGUCACUGAACAAUACCCAAAGGGUCUGGGCAAGACUGUUCCCGAGCUGGAUGUGCAACAUGCAGCUGUCGUGGCUGAAAAGACCAAGUUCAGCAUGGUCGUGCCUGAGGUGGACGCCGUACUGGAGCAGCUGAAGCCCCGUGUGGCUGUCAUCAUGGGACUUGAGGCGCACGUGUGCGUGGAGCAGACGGCAGCCGACCUGCUGGCGCGCGGCCACGUGGUGCACGUGGUGGCUGACGCCGUCAGCUCACGCUCACAGGAGGACCGGCUGCUAGCGUUUGACAGAAUGCGACAGAUGGGCUGCUUCAUCUCCACCAGUGAGUCGAUCAUCUUCAAGCUGCUCGGCGAUAAGAACCAUGAGAAGUUUGGUGAGGUCAGGGGCCUGGUGAAGGAGCCCUCGCUGUCGACGGGGCUGGCCAAGAUGUAGAUUCAGAUAACACGGCGCGACGCAUCAUGUUUCGGGAGCACGAGGUCUGUCGGGCUGUAUGUACACUCCUUUGGUGGUGUCAAAGGAAUCAAGCGACCGAAGAGAGAGGCGCGAUGCGAACGCCAUCUAUCAGGUACAUUUGUUGGGUGUGGAGACAAGUUGUAGGGCUCGCAAUCACGUGAGGGUUGAUUGAAUUUGUAUACUUAGAUAAGGGAUUUUCAUGUUCUGUAAAUGUCGUCAUGCAGCGAGUGUUCGACAUGUCAGCCGCCGUGAGAUUUCCGGCUGUGGUUGUGCGUGUUUGUGACACCAGCGGCACCAGUUGCAGUUCGGCAGCGUCAGCUGUUUAUCACUGGUGAUGUGAAGUCUGUUGCGUGACGGCCCUUCGUGUUGGGCCUGGCGGAAACCAGUCAUUCGCAUUGAUUUUCAGUAAGAUUUGAAUAAGACCACGCUGUGCCGCGAAAAUGCGUCGGUUUAAGUGGCGUGUAUGGCUUGAAGAUAUCCUGCGAUAGCGAAACGUCUCCCUGCCGUUGAGUAAUGCAUUUGAUAUAAAAUACGUCAUGAACGCUCCGCUGUGAAAAUUAGCUGGUUUGAGAACGUCCGCUACAUACAGUCACUACGCAAGACAGGGAGCAUGUUUCUCACUUUUGUGCAAUUCGUGGGACGGCAUUGAUUACCGGCUGGCUUUCGCGUCUCAGCCGUAGCAUGCAAGCAAACAGCAGGCUUCUCUCGAUUUCUGUGGAUUGGUGAACAGGAAACAGGGUACUACACCUGUGGUCCAGGGCGAGGCCAUGACCUCGCAGCGUGUUAAUGAGCGACAGUAUAUGGCUAUGGCAGAGUAUGACCCCGAACGUAAUGCCGCGCGCGCUGGUCGGCACAGCCUUAACGUCACGGCAGGGUUAUCGUUCCGCGGGUGCUGCCAUCUUCUCGGCUGGAGGCUGUCCAGCAAACUCAUUGGAGUCAGUCUUGGACCGGUGUCGUCCACCUGCUCGGCGUGCGCAGCAGCCGACUGUGUCACUGAACUGGUCACGUUUGUU
Messenger RNA from Pollicipes pollicipes, 1760 nucleotides. RefSeq names its product isochorismatase domain-containing protein 1. NCBI's taxonomy places the organism in Eukaryota, Metazoa, Arthropoda, Thecostraca, Pollicipedomorpha, Pollicipedidae. The transcript is spliced from 5 exons. The record is from RefSeq and is a predicted model, not a curated record. The coding region runs from base 139 to 726 and encodes 195 amino acids.